ACCCGAACUCUAUCAAUCGGCGUGAGCUCGAGUUCAUAAUGCGCUACCACUGCAAUCAAAAUGGCGUUUUUAUUUAGUGUGAGAGGUGUUGUGAACCAUUUAUGUUAGUAUAAUGUAAAAACUAUAGCUAUAUACUGUUGCACAAUUGAUUAUAUUUAUCACAUAAUUGAAACUGAAAAGAUGGAGGAAUGAUGACAGUAGAACAGGAUGGUCCACGGGUUGCUGAGUACCUGAUAGUUGCUGGCCUAUCAGAGACCUCCAGACCACUAGAUGAGGGCCUACCGAAUGAUUCUCAUUUGAAGGCUUCGUCCACGCCGAGUGAACCCAUCACAGAUGUAGCAGUGAUAUUGCGAGGGCAUGGCGAAAAGGUGCCAGCUGGGUUUACAUGUAUAGAAACGACGCCCACAGGUUUCCCAGCGGAUCUAAGCCAUGGCUGUAUUGGGAGUCCAAACAUAUUUCUUUGCAUUAAACGAGGGUUUGACAAGCCUCCACUCACUGAUAUUGGAAUUCUAUACGAAGGAAAGGAACGUGUAAUGAAUGGGUGUGAGAUUAUCAGUACCACGCCAACAGGACAUCCAGCUAAUGUCAACAACAGUCGUAUAGGUGUUGGAGGACAACGUGCUUACAUCACGUAUAGAAGAGCACAAUCCACAUCUCCUCAGAAUUCCCUAGCAGUUUAUGAUAUAUGUGUUAUACUAGCCAAUAAAGGAGAAUCUCCUCCGCAUGCGUUCUGUAAGAUUAACAAGAAUUUGAAUAAAGGUGCAGUGGUUGGAUCCGAUGUUUACAUGUGCUACAAGAAAUCAGCCAUUAAGAGUGAUUCUGUUACUUUUCAACCAGAAACAUUGAGCCGGUAUCCUCUAGAGGACCAUGAAUCCUUCACUUUACCUGAUUCCGUGUCCAGGUUUUGCUUGCCUAUGGGUGCUGUUAUCGAAUGCUGGUCCAGGGAACGCAUGCAUCCUUUACCGGUAUUCUCCACAUUUAUUCUCACAGAUAGUACAGGUGACAAGAUAUAUGGUGCUGCUGUUACAUUUUAUGAAACGUACCCAGAAGAGAGUCUCACACCCCAACAGAAGAUUGCUUUAAACAUCAAACAGAAGAAGGAAGAUGGAUACAACAUCCACACCAACAAGGCAGUCUGUCUACUCUCCCGUUGGCCAUUCUUCGAGCCCUUUAAGAAGUUCCUCUCAUUCUUAUACAGGUUGUCAAUAUCAGGGCCUCAUGUAAUACCUAUUGAAAGGUAUAUUGCACACUUUAUUCAUGAAGUUCCUUUUCCAACUACACAAAGACCAAGAAUUUUAGUUCCUCUUGCUCAUGACAAGUUGAUCCUGACUCAGCCAAGGAUGACAGCGAUCCCAUUAAGUGGGGCAUCGUUCUGUGCACUGCUACGAAACCUUGGUCCUGAUAAUUGCAUGAACCUUCUGGUUUACGCUCUUCUUGAACAUAAGAUCUUACUACAUUCACUUCGACCAGCAUUGCUCACAAGUGUUUCAGAAGCUGUAUCCAAGGUGAUCUUUCCUUUUGUAUGGCAGUGUCCCUAUAUUCCACUCUGCCCUUUGACCCUAUGUGGUGUCCUUUGUGCUCCUCUUCCAUUCAUUGUCGGUGUUGACUCGCGUUAUUUUGACAGCUAUGAAGCGCCCUCUGACGUGACAUGUAUUGAUAUUGAUACCAACAGUCUAUUACAAUGUGACGAUCGAAAAGGUCAAAAUUGGAAGAUCCUUCCAAAGAAACCUGCAAAACGACUUCAUGCGAAGUUGGAUAGUCUCUAUGUGGAGCUCUGCCAAUCAAAUGUCUGGGAUGGCAUUUCAGAUGAUCUGGCUGUUGAGAUAGCUCCACUGGACAAUGAUUUUAGUCGCAAAAAGAAACAGGCCCACAUGGAGUUGUGUAUUCAGGAAGCGUUCCUUGUGUUCAUGGCAUCAAUGUUGAAAGGAUAUCAACAGUAUUUGUUACCUAUUACCCAGCAACCUAACAUGAGGACCAUGGAUGCGACUUCCAGGUUUGACGGCCCAGGUUUCAUCAAGAGCAGAGAUAAGAUGUCACAUGCAUUCUUCAAGCAAUUUAUCAAAACUCAGAUGUUUAUGUUCUUCAUUGAAGAACGUUCUUUUGUGUCACAUAAUGAUGAUAUCUUUAACUUCUUUGAUGAAUGCACUCGAAAGGUUGACUCUGAAAGUAGAGAAGAGCUUAAGUUUUUGGAGACUGAAGAUUCCUCGCAGAGUAGUGAGCACACAGUGUAUGUUGCCCCACCUGAACCUGUAGGCAAUGAGGAUCAGAAGGGAUAUAGUUACAAUGUAUUUCCUCGUUUGAAUGAUAAGUAUUUCAACACCUCCACUGCGACGCCAUUGAAGCGAGGCAGAAGCACCAAAAGCAUUCCAACUAGUCCAGUGCCACGACGAACAAAACAGGAGAUAAAGAGUUCACUAGAAUUGGCUAAGAAGCAAGCAUCAUCUCCAGAAGAAUGGGCAAAAUGUCUUAUGGGUAAUUGCUAUAGUAUAUGGUUUACGCAUCUACCAUCUUACGUGAAGUCAAGCCACUCAAAGACAAGAGCGCUCCGGACCGCUUUCACUGUUUUAAAAAAGAUGCAGGCUUAUAAUCUUACUUUAGCAGAUGAAGUGUGCUACCGCGUUAUAAUGCAACUUUGUGGCCAGUAUUGUCAGCCAGUUCUUGCUGUGCAGGUCUUUAUGGAAAUGAAGAAAAAUGGGAUCACCCUUAACGCCUCCACAUAUGGCUAUUAUAAUAAGGCUGUUUUAGAAAGUCCUUGGCCGACGUCAUCAUUUACUGCCUACCAGCAAUGGAUCAAGCUACGUAACGUAAUAAUGGCGGUAGCGCAGUUCCGUCAAGGUCUCAAGAGGUCCAACUGGGACACAGUCAGUGAAACUGACACUCGCAGCGGGAGUAGCGUUGAUGUUGAUAUCGUCAUCGGGGACGCUAAACCAGAGAUCCAACUGAUUGACAUUGCAGGGAAUUUGACCAGAGAGGAAAAAUGCGGAACAGGCAACUCGGAUAUGGGAUACGCAUCAAUGAUUGAGAGCCUAGGUAGCACCGACUUGCUCGGCUCUCCAGAUGCAACGAUUGUUCCAGUACAAAUGAGUUCUCCGGCUAGCCCGUCCCGGAGUCCUCAUCUAAUGGACAAGAGUCCUCUUGAGGAGGAUACCACUCAAACUCUGAAUUCUAAAGUGCAAAGUCUUAAGCAUUGUAAGGUGCAAGGCAUGUUGGGAGAUUUCCCUGGUGCUGGACCUAUUGUGCGCAAUUCCAAAGCCAGUCAUAGUAGUAUCAGCAGCCUGGGCACAUUAACAGGUAGUACAAGCAGUUCAGCUGGGCUCUUAAUCACUGGUCAUGAUUCAAUUGACACUACCUUAGAAGAUAGUGUCUUCGAAAGCCAAGAUCCUCCAAAAUCGAACUCAACAGCAUUUCGCAAACGACAUUUAAGUACUGGCGACUCGAGCCAUCAGAGUCCGACCCCAUGUAAUUAUAGAAGCCGUACCACAAGUGGUGAUAGCAAUGCAACUAUCACUUCUUAUCUUACAAGCCAGCAUAGUCUUGACGGUGAAUCAAACAUUAUACGAAGCAAUUUGUUCGGUAGUGAUGCUAAAAUUCUUGAGGGUUUUGCACAUUCAAAUCCAAAAUUAAGACUCUCACCUCUUUUGGGAAAUAAUAAUGUGCUGAAUGAAGGUGAAAAUGUGGAAAACAUGGAUGAAAAGUUUCUAGUUCAACGUUCUCAUUCUGUCGGGAGUAAGCCCGACAACUGGAAUGAACUGAUGUUCGAUGAAGUGAAAGGAACACCUGAACAAAAGAUGGAAAUUGAGUCUUUAAUUCAUGGUAUUGAAGCACUCAGCAUGAACCUGCACACUACAAAGGUUAAUGAUGAGAAAAUUGCUGAAAGUAAGGACAAUGAAAAUGCAUUGAUCUGUUUAAUGGACGAUGACAUUCCCGGGAAUAGUAUACUUGACCAAUCAAUAGAAUUUGAGCCUCAAUUGAUUGAUUUUAGUAGUGAGAGAACUCCAAACUCAACUGUAGUUUCUUCUGAGAAUGAUUUAUUAGUUGAAUUUACUGAAACAAAUACAAGUUCAAAUACUGUAAUUGAAAAAUCUGAUCUUGAAAUUAAUCUGUUGGAUGAAACGCAAGGCACUGAUUUAGAUACCAAGGAGGAAACUGCAGAUGAAGAGACAACUAAUAAAAUGGCCGUUGAGACAGAGACUGUUCCAAACGGCCACAUUGAGAGUGUUGAGAGAACAGAACAUAAAACAAUAUUCCACGGUAGUUCCUCUUUGAUGUCAUUGAAUGAACAGCACGAAGGGGACUCUCAAAGUAGCGAUUCUUAUUCCGGUUCAAAAGAAAAUUUAUCCCUAGCCAAGAAAACGCCUCGUCGAACUAAUAGUUUUUUUUCGCGAGUUAGUAAUUUUAGUCCUAGAGUAACAAAACUAAACUUGACAAAGACUUUAAGUAAUGCUUCAGAGCAGUUUGAAACAUUACACGGAUCUGCUAAAAAGGUAGCAAAAGCUGCCCGUGCAGCAGCGACACGGUACAGCACAAAAGUCGUGGAGUACAGUCGUCAGUUCUCGAUUCCAUUGAUGGACCAACAGGCUGCAUCAUUGACAGACAUUGACAAGCAUUCACUCUCAGAUACGUAUUUAAACCGGCCGACCUCCUGGAAUGAAUUCCAAUUUGAUGGAAUUCAAGAUGAUUUUGGAACACCUCUUACAGGAAGUAUGCAGUCGCUUAAUCUGUCGCACGAUAUGGAGGACUUUGCUUCUCGUCGUAACCUUGCGAUGGACAUACGAAUAACGAGUUGUAAUCGAUGUUAUCAGUGCAAUGCAAUGCUGUAUGAUGAAGUUAUCAUGGCAGGUUGGUCAGCGGAUGAAUCUAAUCUGAACACCAAGUGUUUUUUUUGCUCGUCUCCAAAUAUUGUUCCAUUUUUGUUUAUAAACAUUGAGGAUUUGCGUGGUAAAAGUGAUAGCUGUGGUGCAUUAAAGCGAGACAAUUCUGCGGAAAGUAUGCACAGUUUACAAGAAAACACAAAAUCGCUUGACACGCACCAAAAAAAAGCACCGUCUGUUCCCAGUAUCGACAACCUACUUCUCGAGAAAUUUGACGAGGAAACGAACAUUGAGGAUUCGGAUAGCGAAAAACUUAUAAAUUUAGAUGAUGAUAAUUUGGACACUUCUCGUAGUGAUAGCGCCCUCACUGUUGAGGUGGAUAAAUCAUUGACUCAACGUCAACGAUCUACGAGUGAAUGUAAACAAGCAGAUCUUGUAGAUAUGGGCCAAAGUUUAAGUAGUCUAAAACCAUUUGAAGAUAGAAACAGACGACAAUUAAAGAGCAGCACAUUACCGGCUCGAACUAAGAAUCUCACGGUUCAGGAUGAAUUCUUCCAGGCGUCUAGCCUGACUUCUAGUCAUUACGGAUCCAAGGAGUACAUACCACCACCGGCCAAUAAAAAGAAGAUUGAGCCCAUCAGCGUGCCGUAUCUUAGCCCGCUAGUCUUGAGGAAAGAGAUGGAAAACGCUAUUGAGCAUGAGGGGGAAUCAUGCUUAAGGUCACCUGAGUUUGUAGAGAUGCAUCCAAUCAUCUUCUGGAAUCUGAUUUGGUAUUUCCGUCGUCUUGAAAUUCCAACCAACCUUCCAGGCUUAAUUUUAGCUGCGUACAGUGAAGGCAGGGAGACAGUAGAAGCUUGCAACCAAUAUCUACAUAAUGAUAGCCGACAUAUUAAGCUAAACCUGCUCUGGGACAAUGUGGAAUUGUACAAUGAGAUUGGUGUACCUAUGUACAUACUGUGGAACAAUCGUAAUUCAUCACUGAUGAAGGCGCUUAUCACAGAAAGACAAUCAUUCUCAAAAGGAUUUAUGCUAGAAGUUGUAAAGUGUAUUAAAUCUAACGAUGUUCAGCGCCCGAUUGAGAUGAUGCUGGAGGAGUUCAAAAAGCAACAGAUCUCAAAAGAUAAGCGUAGAAGUAUCUACCGCGAGAUUUUGUUCUUGGCUUUUGUGGCUCUGAAAAGGGAAAAUAUUGAUCAUGAUGCAUUUGAUGUUGAGUAUCAAAUAGCAUGUAGUCGUCUGGCAGCAGAGCUCAAGGAAGAUCUGCAGGUGCAUGACAAGUCUCCAGCAGUGUCUAUACAACGAUGCCGCAAGAUAUUCGGCGAGCUGUUUCUUUAAUAUCAACAUAAUCACUUGUAGUUUUCUUUUUAUUGUGAUAGUCAAGUUUGCAGAUUCCUGCAUGAUUAUUAUCAGGAGAAUGUUGAAAUUCUUAAAAUUAAAAUUUAUAAAUAUGGAUUUUUUUACUAGAUAUGUUGGUAUAGAAGAUUAAGUUAGCUAAUUUUGUUUUUGGAUUUUAGUGGCUAAAGGGUUUAAAAGACCUGUUAAUAUAAUAAUAAUGAAUUGUUUAUCAAAAAGUUGAUCAGGAUUUUUGGAGAAAAAAAAAGAAAGAUUAUUAAAAACAGUCAAACAGCAAGUGAAAAACUGUCAGUUAAUUUGGAAUCUUGUUUUUUGGAAUACUUACUGAAACCUUGCUUUUAUCUCAGUAGUGUAUAAUAAAAAAACAUCUACUUUUCUUUUUCAGAUUAAUUUAGUGUCAAAAUUGAAACAUUUGUAUGGGGGUAAACCAGUUUAUGGCCAAAACAGAUACGCUUCAUUCUAAAACAUCAUUUUUGCACUCAUAAAAUAUAUCAAAAAAUAUGGGUUUUUAUAAAAAUACACAAGUUACUACUAUUAUAUUAUAUAUAUUAUAUUGGCAUUUAUUUGUGUGUUCAAACACAUUUGUGUACUAUUUUCUCUCUAAUAUAUAAUCACUUCACAGCUCAAUAUUGAUGAAUUAUAAUAUUUUUACCAAAUGGCUUUUUAUAUUAAAAAAGUAAAAAUAAUAAUACAGUAAUCCAGCACAUAUAAUGUACCAGUUAUUUAUAAAAAUAUUUCUAGGCACAGUUAUCCCAUGUUAUCAGGUGCAUAAACAGCCAUGUACUACGAAAAAUAAAUGUCUUUAUGGUGGUGGUUAAUUGUUCCAGAUAUCAGGUGUAGCAGCCGAUGCCUACUAGUUGUGCAACUAACUUAACCAUCAAAAUUCAAUUCCAUUUUAAUGUAACACAAGCCAGUACCCACUUCAACAAUCACAAGACAUAAGGCAAAACAUAUAAAGAUUUCAUUAAGUCAUAUUCUAGCUAUAAUAAUAAUGCUUCCUGGGUAGGGACACCAUUAUUUAACAUCAUAGAAAAAUAAUUCACUUUCAACUAGUGUUUAAUUGUUUGGUCAAAUUCAUUAUAAGACAUUCCAAUUUGAAACAAAUUGUACUAGGCCUAGCAUUAAUGUUUUAUCCAACUAGAAUUGGAAUGACUACAGUCAGGGAUCGCCAUAUGACAAAAGUAAUUAACAAUGAAGAACCUCCUCAAUCUUACUUAAAUAAGUUUAUUAUUCUUUAUAUUUAUUUUGUAUUUCCAGCUAGAGAUGUUAGUGUCUUAUCAGUUAUUUAUUAUUAUUCUAAUUGGUUUU
Molecule: messenger RNA, 7469 nt
Organism: Anneissia japonica
Lineage: Eukaryota; Metazoa; Echinodermata; Crinoidea; Comatulida; Comatulidae
Product: C-myc promoter-binding protein-like
Exons: 28
Coding region: 189-6143 (1984 amino acids)
Biological process (GO): regulation of Rab protein signal transduction
Cellular component (GO): cytoplasmic vesicle
Molecular function (GO): protein binding
Source: RefSeq, a predicted model, not a curated record